Molecule: messenger RNA, 851 nt
Organism: Aspergillus ibericus CBS 121593
Lineage: Eukaryota; Fungi; Ascomycota; Eurotiomycetes; Eurotiales; Aspergillaceae
Exons: 2
Source: RefSeq, a predicted model, not a curated record
UAUGAAAGCGCUUCAUAACGCUAACCAGAGAGCUAUUUCUCUCGCCUCGGACAUUUGCUUUUCUGUUCCCUGCAUGGGAGCUCAGGGCAAAUUACCUUGUAUGAUCUCCAGCGUGCAUUCUUCUACGCUACUGUUUCAUCUUCAUGUGGCCAAAGAGAUGGUUUCGGGGCCGGCUGAAUCGAGGCUAUCAAUCCUCGAACGACUACAAUAUCUAAGGGAAAAGCAACCGUCUUCGCAGCAUAAGUCAUGGUAUGGCUUGCAGGUAGCUCCUCAAGGGGGACCAGAUUUGUGGGAGGGAUGGCAGCUUUGUACCUUACGCCACCAAACCCGACCAAAACUCCUUCAAUGUGAAUGCGUUCAUGCUCGGGGACCUCGCAAGCCGGGGGAAGAUGCGGAGAGGCUGUUUUCAGGAGUCUCACUUGUUCACCGCUCGUGCAGACACAGGAGGGGUCACUAUAUACUUCCUUCGUGGCUUCAGGAGCCAAUAUUUGGCGCAAUCGUUUGAUCUUGACUUACGCACGUCGGAGAUGUACCGCAAUCCAUAAGCUGUUAUCAGCCGGCAAACAGUCCGUGCGGUCCAAACACCUAAUCUGAGCGCAGCCACUACCAAUGGGCCGUGUGUUAUGCAACUUUCAGUCACUUGAUGGCAGUUCGUCGCCUAUAUAGCUGAGGCGUGUCUUCCAGACGCUCUUAAACCAAACGGUACUACAAUCGAGAUCAAGAUUCAGAGAUAUACUAUAUUGUCCCAGCAACCACAAACAUGGCAGUUCAGCUUGAUGUGAACCCGGGAUUGCGAGGUAUGCCCACGGGCCUUCCGCGCCUCGUCCCCGUCGACCGCAGCCUUUUCCCCG